AUGGCUUGCAAAGACUCUCCUGCUUCCAUCUUCAGUCCUUUGUCCAACUGUGUGAUUGAAGAAGCAAGUACCAGGGACAGUAUCAGCAAUCACGAUGGCUUCCUCACUGUCAAUGCACCCCAUACAGCGCAACCUUCUACUGAACUAACUUUGGAUCGAUAUCUCGAAACACCCACACUAGUCAUACCCGACCGCACUUUCCGCUGCCAUUUUCUCGCCUCCGAAUUGACGACUGAGCGGCGGGCUUAUAUCAAGGCUGUUGCUCUAAGCACCCUAUGGACGGCGCUGGUUAUAAUCAGUGUCCUAAGCAUAUAUUGGGGUACCUUAUGGAAACUGGAUGAGCAUGCUUACAGGCUGAAAGGAGUAGUGGUGGACUUCGACCAAGGAGACAUUGGACAGGCUGUUCUACGUGCUUCCCAAGAGCGGACGGGCUCGCCUCGACAAAUCACAUGGACAGUUGAAAAUCCUUCCGCUUUUAAAGAUGUUUCAAGUGUGGCUCAGUUGGUCUUGGAUGAGCGGUAUUGGGUUGCAAUUGUUGUCCAACCUGGCUCUACGGAUAACUUGAGGAAAGCAGCCUCCUCAGCAGACGCAGCUUACAACGGCACAUCAGCGGUUACUGUGUAUAUUUCGCAAGCUCGUCAAGAACAGGCAUACUCACAUUUCAUUUCACCGCAACUCAAAGACGUUUUGCAAGCAGCCCAACUUUCAUUUAGAAAUCGAAACGCACAAUCACUCUCUCACUUUUCUAAUUUCAAUCUGACCAACCUGAUGCAAAACGCACCUCAGACGAUACUCAACCCAUUUGAUUUCCAAGUGGACAAUCUGAGGCCUUUUGAUGUGCCAGUCACCACUGCCUUGACGGCUAUAGGUUUAAUCUAUGUGGCAUUUGCAGCCUUGGUCACAUGCACUCACAGUCUUCAGGCACGGACCCGACUUGGCUUGAAUAACAAGCUGACAUUGAAAUCCCUGCUAAAAGUGAGGAUAUGCUCACCGUUGAUUUGUUACUUCUGGCUGUCUUUCGCCUAUGCUCUCUUGAGUGUAUUCUUCCAUGUACCAUUCGGACGAUUUCGUAGUGCGGGUGGCUUCCCUCUAUGUUGGCUUAUGUUCUUUCUCGGAAUGAGCGCCCUGGGACUCACGAUAGAGGUGGUCACGAUUAUCCUUACUCCUCAAUACGUAUCUUACUUCAUGAUAUUCUGGAUAAUAUGGAACAUUUCAGUUUGCUAUCUUCCCAUCGAUGUCUUACCAAGUAUUUAUGCAUAUGCACACAUGGCACCUUUCUAUAACAUAAGUAGAGCAGCAAGAAGCAUUAUUCUCGACGGCAAGAACGAACUUCCGGUUAAUUUUGCAGUUCUAAUGGCUUGGACCUUGAUUUCAAUCAUCAACAUCAUUCUAUGUGAACUCUGGAACAGAAGGAAGCUACCCGUCUUUCGGAAUCGAAAAAACUCUUACGCUUAA
Puccinia triticina is the source of this 1455-nucleotide messenger RNA. RefSeq lists its product as uncharacterized. NCBI's taxonomy places the organism in Eukaryota, Fungi, Basidiomycota, Pucciniomycetes, Pucciniales, Pucciniaceae. The record is from RefSeq and is a predicted model, not a curated record. The coding region runs from base 1 to 1455 and encodes 484 amino acids. The transcript is spliced from 10 exons. Gene Ontology annotation, cellular component: membrane.